Messenger RNA from Fundulus heteroclitus (mummichog), 2023 nucleotides. It is a transcript of the gene preb, whose product is annotated as prolactin regulatory element binding. NCBI's taxonomy places the organism in Eukaryota, Metazoa, Chordata, Actinopteri, Cyprinodontiformes, Fundulidae. Gene Ontology annotation, cellular component: endoplasmic reticulum membrane. The transcript has 10 exons. The record is from RefSeq and is a predicted model, not a curated record. Gene Ontology annotation, molecular function: GTPase activator activity; guanyl-nucleotide exchange factor activity; protein binding. Gene Ontology annotation, biological process: protein secretion. The coding region runs from base 207 to 1493 and encodes 428 amino acids.
CCAACCGCUAUCACGAAGAAGACGUUCUUGUUGACGUGUUGGUACAAAGGUGUAGCUUUAGCAUGCAUUAAAAUGCACCCUUUUAUCAUUGAAUAUAUGAAAUGAACUCAUCCGAUUUAUUGCUUAGGUUCUUGACAAAACACUACUGAGGAUAAACUGGAGAAAGUGCAAAGGUGCGGUUGAAUCCAGAGGUCUAAAGAAGAACUAUGAGGAAGCGAAAGGUGGUGGAUCUGUAUAGAGCCCCAUUUCCACUGUACACCAUCAAAGUGGAUGCGGCUACAGGGCUUGUGAUAACAGCCGGAGGAGGGGGUGCCUCAAAGACAGGAAUACAAAAUGCUGUACAUUUCCUGGAUCUACAGUUGAUUGGAAAAAAUCAGUACAGCACCAGUCUUCUUCACUCUCAUGAUACAGAGAAACGUGCCACAAUGAACAUGGCUGUGGGUGAUGGUGUGAUUGCUGCUGGACAGGAUGGCACAUGUAGCCUCAUGAAAUUUAAACUCUGCCAGCAGAAAGAAGAAAAAGCUGCUCAUAAACAUGGUAAUACUAUUGAACUAAGUAAUGCCAGACGGAGACCUGGGAAAGCUGGCAAAGAUAACCUCGAUAAACAUGCUGCAACUGGAGAAAUAUUGGAUACCAGGGAUGAGACAGCUCAUAUAACAGUGACCAAUUUGGCUGAAGUGCUGUCAGACCUUAACCCGCGUGACCCCCUUCAGAAAGUUGUCAGAUUCAGUCCUGACAUGAACCUUCUGCUGACUGGAGGCACCGAUGGAUACAUCAGGAUUUGGGAGUUUCCAUCCCUUAAGAAAAAGUUUGACUUUAAAGCACAUGAAGAGGAGAUUGAAGACCUGGAUAUGAGUACAGAAAGCAAGCAACUUGUGACUGUGGGGCGGGACUUUACUUGCAAUGUAUGGAGUGGCAACCAGCUAGUUACAGGUCUAAAUUGGUAUGAAACCAGGCCUCAGAUUGCUGAAAAGUCGUAUCGAUAUAUGGCUUGCAGGUUUGGAUACAGUGCAGAUGAGAAAGAUGCACUAAGGCUGUACACAGUGCAAAUCCCUCAUAGACGAGACAAAAAACACCCUCCUUGCUAUAUCACCAAGUGGGACGGCAAGAUCUUGCUUCCCAUGUUAACAUCUCCCUGUGGCACUGAAGUUAUCUCCAGUCUGGCUGUCAGUGACUCUGGGAGGUUCCUUGGCCUUGGAACUGUGACUGGAUCAGUGGCAAUUUAUAUUGCUUUCUCUCUACAGAAUCUGUACUAUGUUCAUGAGUCGCAUGGCAUCGUUGUGACCGAUCUAGUCUUUCUGCCCAACUUCUUGAAAGGCCAAAAUAUCAAAGGGAAUAAUAAAACAGCAAUGCUGAGUGUAGCUGUGGAUAGUCGGUGUCAAGUACAUACAGUCACCAAAGGAAGACCCAUCCCUGUCUGGCUGUUCUUUUUUGGGCUCAUGUUCGUGGGAGUGCUCCUGAUUUUCCAGUACUUCUUUCCCGUAUUUUUCUAAAGGAUGCAUAUUAUCAGUGAUUAAUAAAAGCUAUGACAAGUCUUUUGUUAGCACCAGCAACCCUUGUUUUAGUACAAUAACAAAAUCCAAACGAACAAAACCAUAGUACAGGAUUUUGAUUGAAGUCUUCAUUAGUUCUUAAUAUGCUUUGGAUUUACGUAAGCUUUUCGUCCGGUUUCAUGACAUGAUUUUGAAUUUGUACAAAAUGUACAGUAAUUAUUUCCACAUCUUUGUAAAAACAACCAACCUUUUGUAUUUUCAUCAUGUUCCAUCAAUAUUUCAGCAGUUUUAUAGGAAAAUACCAAUCAUUGUAUAGGCCAAAAGAAAAAUUGGGGAAAGACUUUAAGGUUUAUUUGCCAUUUACAUGGUUUUGAAGAAUUGAAUGUGAACACAAAAUAGAAUAUUUGAGAUAACUUGAUCUGACCACAGAAUAAUUUUAGUAAAAACAAUUGUAUGAAAGUCUGGUAUGUUUUCAUAAUCUCCAUUUUAUAAAAAAAAAAAACAAUAAAUAAAAUGAAGACAAAAUCUAA